GCCACCGCCAGCUGAUUUGUGGACUGUGUUAAUUUAUAAAAUAAUUUUGAUUUUAAGGCCAAACUUGUAUUAAAUAUCCUUAUUUUUGUAUCUUAAAAGGUGCAUUAUAAUAAAAAGUGCUUAUAGCAUGAAUUUCUCUGACAAUGAAGCUGAUGAUACAUCGAGUGUCGAAAGUACUUCAAACACAGAUAAUACCUCUCGAAGUGAGACCCCUACAAAUUCUCGUGUUAAGAAACGCAGACGGGGAAAGAAAAAAACAACAAAGCCUGUGAAACCUCCUUAUAAGUUUAAUUGUAGUGCCAAAGAAGAUCACGGCCAGCCUUUAUUUGGCUGUCAAUUUAAUCAUCAUCUGGGAGAAGGUGAACCUCAGAUAUUUGCAGUUGUUGGUAGCAAUAGAGUAUCAAUUUAUGAAUGCCCAGAGUCUGGAGGCUUUAAAUUCCUACAGUGUUAUGCUGAUCCUGAUGUGGACGAAACAUUUUACACAUGUGCCUGGUCAUACGAAGAAGACACCAACCUGCCUCUUUUGGCGGUGGCCGGUUCCCGCGGCAUCGUCCGCAUCUUCCACCCCGCCACACAAACAUGUAUCAAGCACUAUAUUGGCCAUGGUCACGCGAUUAACGAAGUCAAGUUCCACCCCAGAGACCCUAACCUCCUUCUAUCAGCUAGCAAGGAUCAUGCUCUACGAUUAUGGAAUAUCAUGACCGAUGUUUGUAUCGCUAUUUUCGGAGGUGUAGAAGGUCAUAGAGAUGAAGUGCUAAGUGCCGAUUUUGAUCUAAAAGGAGAAAGAAUCAUGUCCUGCGGUAUGGACCAUUCGUUGAAGUUAUGGAGGCUCGAUAAACCGUCCAUGCAUGAAGCGAUCAAGCAGAGUUAUAAUUUUAACCCGCAUCGCGCGUUGCGACCUUUCAAUUCGUUGAAAGAACACUUUCCUGACUUCUCUACUCGUGAUAUACAUAGAAAUUAUGUGGAUUGUGUUAGGUGGAUGGGUGAUCUCAUUUUAUCUAAGUCAUGUGAGAAUGCUAUAAUUUGCUGGAAGCCUGGGAGGCUAGAGGAUACCGAAUUACGUCCUGGAGACAAUUCAGUGACGAUAGUCCAUAGAUUUGAUUAUAACGAGUGUGAGAUUUGGUUCAUUAGGUUUGCUGUUGAUUAUAGCCAAAGGGUGAUAGCGUUAGGCAACCAGUGCGGCAAAACCAUGGUGUGGGAGCUGGGCAGCGUGGCGGGCGGCUCGCGUGUGUCGCAGCUCGUGCACCCGCGCUGCGUUGCAGCCGUGCGGCAGGUGACAUUAUCAAGGAACGGCAAAGUUCUUCUGACUUGCUGCGACGACGGGACUAUAUGGAGGUGGGAUCGAGUCAACAACACAAACUAACUACUUAGCAUCUAAAAUCCUAGUGUAAGGAAAAUGUUAAGAAAAAUUUACUGUAUUUGAAAAAAGAAUUUCCUCAUAAUAUAAAUGAUAUCACCAUUUUAUAUGUGCGUAGCACAUGUUAAUUUCAAUUAGAUAAGUUAUACAAUAAUAUGUUUAUUUUGAUUAUUUCUCAAAUUAAAAUUGUGAUAAAGUAAACUACUGCCAGCUCGGUGCUUAGGUUUCUUGUGUGAAAAUGCUAGUACAAAAAGACAUUAGUCAUAAUUUUGUACGAAUUAGUUCGCUAGUGUAUAGUAUUUGUAAUGACAUGUAAUAGUUACAUUUAUGUAAAACAAAUAAUUUUAAGAUCACGAAUAAAGACUGGUUUUAGUCUAAUAA
Colias croceus (clouded yellow) is the source of this 1738-nucleotide messenger RNA. It is a transcript of the gene escl, whose product is annotated as polycomb protein EED-like. Gene Ontology annotation, molecular function: nucleosome binding; protein binding. The coding region runs from base 128 to 1363 and encodes 411 amino acids. Gene Ontology annotation, cellular component: ESC/E(Z) complex. The record is from RefSeq and is a predicted model, not a curated record. NCBI's taxonomy places the organism in Eukaryota, Metazoa, Arthropoda, Insecta, Lepidoptera, Pieridae. The transcript is spliced from 7 exons. Gene Ontology annotation, biological process: negative regulation of transcription by RNA polymerase II.